Molecule: messenger RNA, 561 nt
Organism: Symbiodinium necroappetens
Lineage: Eukaryota; Dinophyceae; Suessiales; Symbiodiniaceae
Source: the annotation of a GenBank genome assembly
AUGGUGCAGCAGUCAGGCUGCAGCAUUGUUGGGCGUUCACCACGCCAGGCGCAACUAGCUGCAGAGCGCGAGAAAUGCGACAAGGCGAAGAGGAAAGUCCGGCAGCUCCUGGCAAAGAUCUCGGAGCGCGACCGGAAGAUUGCAAACCUAAGCGGCAAGCUUGAGGCCGAGGUGGCUUUGCGCAAGUCGAAUGGGCGUCUCGGACCUAUCGGAAGGUAUGGCGGCGAGAGCCAACAGGCUGUUGCCGCAGACUUGGCCAAGCAGCGUGCAGCAAUCGUGGCACAGCUGGAAGACCAUCUGGCGCAGAUGCGACAGGACUUGCUCGAAUCGGAAUACGAGAUCCAGGAGCUCGAGUCCCGACAAAGUUGCAAGGAGGAGGAGCUGGGCCUUUUGGCGAUGUCCGACCGCAGCCCCGAACGCAUGCAAGCGUUGGCCAUGAUCGGCCUCCAGAUUCAGGACUGGUGGUGUGAAAAAGCUAGUAUACCACAGUCGGGAUUAGGAAAACUUGUCACGCACGCACACACACACACACACGAUAUCAUAUACUACAAUAUACUAUAA